AUGGACAUUGCCGCCACACCAUCUAGGAUAUCACGAGUCGACUCGCGAUUCCGCCAUCGAGCACACAGCCGAGUCAACCAGAAAGAGGAGGAUACCGCCCGAGAGCGUCUGCACCAGGACCAAAGGCAGCGACUCAGGAUGGGCAGCCAUCAUCGCAUCUUCCACCGUCGUCACGCACAGGGCGUUACCCACGUCGUGACUGUAGAAGUCAUCGCUCAUGUCGAUUCCAGUGGAAACCUAAUUGCACAAGAGACGGUGACGCCACAUGACGCGACUCCCACAAUAGCAGCAGCCGCACCAUUGUCAGCGCCUCCACAAGAAUCAGUACUCGCCCAAGGACUAGCUUCUGCGCCGCCAGCACCGCCAGCACCACCAGUGCCAGCAACACCUACAGCACAGGCAGUACCUACCGCGCCCGAGGGACCUGCAGUGCUGGCAGCACCCGCAAUACCCACAGUACCAGCAGUGCCCCCAGCUCCGACGCCAGUCCUCCCCUCAGUCCCGUCUGUACCGCCAUUCCCCAGUGACCUGGUGGUUCCAUCGGUUCCUGCGUUCCCAUGGCCGUCAGGCGUCUCCGCCGCGGGAGCAGCAUCUAGCACACACCCAGCCAGCUCAGCAGCUAUAACGAGUGGAUCCAGCAUCAGCCCGAGUCCCGUUCCAGUACCCAAUCCUACAAUCAUCCCAAGCUCGAAUUCCACAAUAGCCAGCUUAUCACCACAUUUUUCAACAUCAUCAUCAUUCACAUCGCUGGGUAGCGUCUCGCCAUUGUCUUCACCAUCAUUUUCGCUCUCCAUCUCACCGCCUUUCGCAUCUCCAGCAUCUUCACAAUCUGCUCUUUCUGCACCUCAAUCAUUGGAUCCCUCUAGUGGGGCGUCAUCGUCAGAAAUAACGACAACCGCACCAUCAGACAGCACAUCAACUACUUCAGAUGCCGCGGCAACCUCAUAUUAUGGCGGCGUUGGUGACCCAGGACACCCAUCUGCCCCCCCUGCGGCAACAACAACCUCAGCUCUCGCUGGCGCUGGUGCUCCUAGCAGCCCUCCCCCGCUUGAGACGCCACAAGUUGUCGGUAGCAUAGUUGGCAGUCUUGCUGGCGCUGCGCUCAUCCUGGCCAUAAUACUUCUCCUUAUCCGACGCCACAAGCGGAAACGCAGUGGCGCUCUACAACUCACUGGUGAUGACCACACCGACAAUAACCAACAAGCCAUGAGGCAAGCUCCCGCGAGCAGCAGUCUCGUGCCUGCUGCUUUCCUGCACCGCUUUUCCGCAAUGUCGAGGUCAACGGUAGAUACCUCCACCACCGGCGGCGAGCGAAGUUUCCAGAGAGUGUCAGGACGCAAGCUCCCGUCUGCAUUCAGUGAAGGCAUGACCUCUGAACAAUUCUCGCCUGGAGGAGCCAUGUCUGAAUCAUCCUUCUACCAGGACGACCAGGGCACCUACGGCAGUCCGGGCAUGUCCAAAGAGUUUGGCAAGGAGAUUGACGAAACCUCCAAUGUUCGUGGUUCCGGGCCGAUGAAUAUCAGACCGAGCCCCGCAAGGACACCAGUCAUACGUCACCCCGACGAUGCGCCUCCAUUUGGGACAAGUCACUCCCACUUGAGUCCACCACAAUCACCCAACCUCAACUACCCAGCUCGAUGCACUCUAGGGAGGAGCCUCCACUCCGCCGAUGGGUCGCGAAGCUCACGCUUCACGGAAAACGUCUGA
Cucurbitaria berberidis CBS 394.84 is the source of this 1707-nucleotide messenger RNA. RefSeq lists its product as uncharacterized. The record is from RefSeq and is a predicted model, not a curated record. The transcript has a single exon. Lineage: Eukaryota; Fungi; Ascomycota; Dothideomycetes; Pleosporales; Cucurbitariaceae. Bases 1 to 1707 code for a protein of 568 amino acids.